GCCGAUUGCUUCUUUGUGAUUGAUUCUCGGGUUUAUUGGGACUCGCCGGGUUUGGUCUUGCGAUGAUGAGGAUUGUGCUCGGGGCAGCUAUCCUCGCUGGGGAUUUUGAUAACCCGGAUCUUAUUAGGAUCGUUGUUUUUUAUGACGAAGCGACUAGGGCUUUCCUUUUUCGGGUUAGGAGGGAUUAGGUGGUUAGUUAUUGAGUUUUAUCGUUAUCUUUCUGAUUUCGACCAUUUAGUACCGGGAGCAGGGGAUUGGUGCUGGGAGCUCGGAGGAUCGAUAGCCGACUGGCCCGGUUUAUUCCCCCGGAUGGCGACCCCUUUCAAAUGCUAUACUUGUGGGGGCGAAGGGCACUUCGCUCGUGAAUGCCCCAGUAAACCGAAUGGGGGAGGUGGUAAUACCAACGGUGGGAGUCAGGCCACUACCCCGGUGACGCCUCGUUUUUGGACGCCCCGCAGGAAUCAGGUGGAUGAGGAGGAGGAGUUCCUGCGAGAGCUGAUUAACGAGAGGAAGGAGGAGAGGGCGAAGGGAAAGGAAUUGGAGGACCAGCGGAGGUUUGAUGAGAGACUGCGGACUGAGGUCGCGAAGUACACGGAGGCGACUAAAGCUGAAGUUAUGGCCGAGAUUGGGCGUCAAUACCGGGGCCACCGAGAGGAUUUGCGCCGGGAGGAACAGAUCCGAGGUUGGUCCUCUCCACCUGCACGAAGGGGACUCCAUAUGGGCUGUGACGAAGUUGAUCUUGGCACCGAUGAUCUGGAUGAGGAGAUCCGACGGCUGUCAACCCUGCGUGAGAAGCGUAGGAAGGGUAAGGAACCAGUUGGGACUAGGAGAUUUCGACAACCUGCCUUCUCUGAACCUGGUGAUGAUGGCGAUGGCACUCCCGCGCGAGCCGAGACGUCACGAAGGGCGGAAGCACGGGCCAGGACCAAGAUCCCAGCAGGAUCGGGGGCUGAUGGGUUCCUCCAGUUCAUUUUGGAUCAGAAGAAGGAGUUGAAGACCAUGAGAAUUGACGAGCUCAAAUGUAUCUGCACCAAGGAGUGUGUGCGAUACUGCACCAAGGGACCGUCGAUCGACCGAAUCAUCGAAGCACGGACCAAGCUCGCAUAUGACGGGUUUGUCUUCUCUCUCGCCACGUCUGCACCUGGAUCGCCGGAGGUGGACCUUGCUAACUGACUUCGACAUUUCUUUAUUGUCAGAUUAUGGGAUAACCUUUUGUAUG
Messenger RNA from Chara braunii, 1219 nucleotides. The record is from the annotation of a GenBank genome assembly. Lineage: Eukaryota; Viridiplantae; Streptophyta; Charophyceae; Charales; Characeae.